UUUCGGCCGAAAAAACUAAAUUUCGGCCGAAUUUCGGCCAUCUCGCCUGGGCCCGGUAUAUGGGCCUUUCGUCCGAAUUAUUUGGCCCAGUUUGAAUUUAUUUGCCCGGCCCAGCUUCUAGGGCCUUCAUGUUACGCUUCUGCUCAUAUAAAAGCACGAACGCAAAUGUCCCAACCCUAGAAUCGCUGUUUUUCCUCUCGCUCCUCCUGUGGGCGGCGCCGCCGCUGCGCACAGAACACAUCCUCGCCAGCGUAGCUUCUCCGGCGUCCGGCCAACGCGCUCACUAGCCUCCCGCCUUCCUCCACAUCUCCUCGCCUCCACCCCAUCCAGUUCGUGCCAUUCGCUGCUCCAAGACAAGGGCAUGGCGCUCGGCGGCUGCAGCAACGAAGCUGAUGGUGCACGAGCCAACCAUGAAGGCAGUAGCACGGGGCAGCGACAUCAGCAUGGAGGGCGUCCUCUUGUUUGGGAAGGUAAUGGAACUGCAAAUAGGAGUGGCAGCGGCGACCAGGAUGCAAAUGGAAGUGGUUCCCAAAGACCUUGGAAAGGUAUUACUAUGCUUUGCUUGGUCACACGAUGCUUGGUCACACGAUGGAAGUGGUUCCAUUUGCAUCCUGGUCGCCGCUGCCACUCCUAUUUGCAGUUCCAUUACCUGAAAAUCACAUGACAAAAGAACGACGGUCAGUUAUAAAGAGUAGACAGCUAAGAAAGCAAACCUUUCUUACUAGGGUGUCCUGAUAUGAAUGAGGAACAAAA
Messenger RNA from Triticum aestivum (bread wheat), 753 nucleotides. RefSeq lists its product as uncharacterized. Lineage: Eukaryota; Viridiplantae; Streptophyta; Magnoliopsida; Poales; Poaceae. The record is from RefSeq and is a predicted model, not a curated record. The transcript has 2 exons. Bases 362 to 664 code for a protein of 100 amino acids.